AGGGUGAUAAGAAGUGACAAUUGCUUGUGAAAGAGAAAUAGCCCAUUUUCUCUGUGUAAAUCAAGUCUGCUUCAAAGCCCGAUUGCUUUCUGACCUCUAAAUAUUUUUAGUUUCAACCUGACUCCUCUUGUUUGAUUCCGAUUAGAAAUAGCUAUAACUAUUAUCAACUCCAGAUUUUUUUCGAUCCAAGGAAACUGAAAAUCAGAGAAAAAUGGCUACGGCAUUCAGCGGCGAUGAGACUGCUCCUUUCUUUGGCUUCCUUGGCGCUGCUGCUGCACUUGUUUUCUCCUGCAUGGGAGCUGCGUAUGGAACCGCGAAGAGCGGGGUUGGUGUGGCGUCCAUGGGUGUGAUGAGACCCGAGCUGGUUAUGAAAUCGAUUGUGCCCGUGGUUAUGGCUGGAGUUUUGGGUAUAUACGGUUUAAUUAUUGCUGUGAUUAUCAGUACUGGAAUUAAUCCCAAGGCCAAGUCUUAUUAUCUCUUCGAUGGAUACGCUCACCUCUCUUCUGGUCUCGCUUGUGGCCUUGCUGGUCUCUCUGCUGGUAUGGCAAUUGGCAUCGUAGGGGAUGCAGGUGUUAGAGCUAAUGCACAACAGCCGAAGCUUUUUGUUGGGAUGAUCCUCAUUCUCAUCUUUGCUGAAGCAUUGGCCCUCUAUGGCCUCAUUGUUGGCAUCAUCCUCUCCUCCCGAGCUGGUCAAUCAAGAGCUGACUAAAAGAGGUCCUUUUGGUAGUUGUGUCUGUUUUGAAUCUCUUGAUUCAUUGAGAAAUAUUCUAUAUUAGUUAAGAGUGGGAAAUUUUUACCGAAAGGCCUCCAGUGUGAUUUCUGCCAAAUGAAUUGGUUCAGUCGUCAGUGCUAUUGCUGUAGACUGUAGUGAACUACAAGGUUAGGUAUUAGUUCUUCCCUUAAAUUAUAAGCUGUGAUUGUUUCAUUAUUCAUGUUGUAUUUUGUGGAUUUAUUUGAAGUGCUUGUAGGAAUAUUGGCCCAUAUUUUCUCCCUAAUGGGUUUUGCGUGAGAUAAAAAUUGUGAAGCAACGGUCCUUUUAUUAA
Hevea brasiliensis (rubber tree) is the source of this 1043-nucleotide messenger RNA. Its product is annotated as V-type proton ATPase 16 kDa proteolipid subunit. The coding region runs from base 212 to 709 and encodes 165 amino acids. The transcript is spliced from 3 exons. Gene Ontology annotation, biological process: proton transmembrane transport. Gene Ontology annotation, cellular component: proton-transporting V-type ATPase, V0 domain. The record is from RefSeq and is a predicted model, not a curated record. Gene Ontology annotation, molecular function: proton-transporting ATPase activity, rotational mechanism. NCBI's taxonomy places the organism in Eukaryota, Viridiplantae, Streptophyta, Magnoliopsida, Malpighiales, Euphorbiaceae.